GUGGAACAGGGCCCUGGUCGCUGCACACGUCUUUUUCCGCCUAGGUCAUGACCUUUCGGAAACGGGGAAACGGAGAGUAAACAAGGUCACGUGACCUUGAUAACGUGCCGAUCACAUGAUUACAAAAUGGCGUCUCGCACAGGUUUUGUACCCUCGCUGUUCCUCUUCGUUCUUUGCGUAGGUUUCAUCGAAAACAUUCGUUAUGAACCAACUUGGGAAUCACUGGAAUCGAGACCAUUGCCUAAAUGGUUUGAUGAAGCAAAGUUCGGAAUCUUCAUCCACUGGGGCGUUUAUUCAGUGCCAAGUUUUAGUACAGAGUGGUUUUGGAGUCAGCUGAUGAAUGGCGAUCCGGCCGUUGUGAAGUUUAUGCAACAGAAUUACAGGGACGAUUUUACCUAUGGAGAUUUCGCUCCACAGUUUACGGCAGAAUUUUUCAACGCGGACGAAUGGAUGGAACUUUUCCAAGAUUCCGGAGCGAAGUACAUUGUGUUUACAACCAAGCACCAUGAUGGCUUCACAAUGUGGCCGUCCAAUGUGUCUUGGAACUGGAACUCCGGAGAUGUCGGUCCCGGGAGAGAUAUUGUUGGGGAGCUAACUACUGCUCUGCGAAACAAGACUGACCUGAAGCUUGGCCUCUAUCAUUCCCUGUUCGAGUGGUAUAAUCCACUGUGGCUCCAAGACCAGGCCAAUAACUUCACCACCAAUAACUUCGUAACUAGGAAGACGUUGCCAGAGUUGUACCAUCUGGUCAACACGUACCUGCCCGACAUGAUUCACUCUGACGGAGACUGGGAGGCGACGGACACCUACUGGCAGUCUAAGGAGUUCUUUGCCUGGAUGUACAAUGACAGUCCCGUGAAGGAGAAUGUGGUCAUCAAUGAUGCCUGGGGAAUCAACUGUACAUGUCGCCAUGGCGGCUUCUUCAACUGUCAGGAUAAGUUUAAUCCACACACACUCCAGCCCUUCAAGUGGGAGUGUCAGACGUCCAUUGACCCCAUUUCCUGGGGGUUCCGGCGUAACAUGAAAAUCAAGGAAUUGAUGACCACAGAUCAGAUAAUCUCCAACAUGGUGGAGGUGAUCAGCUGUGGGGGCAACUACCUCCUCAACAUCGGGCCGGAGCCGGAUGGCAUGAUCUCGGCUGUGUUCAAGGAGAGACUGCUGGACCUGGGGACCUGGCUGGGGGUCAAUGGAGAGGCCAUCUACACCACCCACCCCUGGGUCUAUCAGAACGACUCCAUCACCCCCAAUGUCUGGUACACUUCCCGGGAUGGACCAACUGGUCAGAUUGUGUACGCCAUUGUCCUGGACUGGCCUGAGGGUGCAACCUUGACCCUUGGCUCCCCUGACCCUGAGGUCGGCACAGCAGUGAGUAUGAUUGGCUACGAAGGGGAGUUCACAUGGCAUAGGAACGGCAUGGACGGCAUGGACAUCGACAUCCCAGCUAUCCCUGCCAACAGGAUGCCCUGUGACUGGGGCUGGGUCUUCAAGAUAACUGGUCUCAUCAACUAAUUGAAAGAAGUGUCCUUAAGAUAUGCACUGUGUUCUUCUCCACUUCCUCAUGGCUGAUGAUUGCAUAAUGGGGAAUUUGUUUCCUGUGAAUACCAUCUUCCUGAGGCAAGGGAGUUUACUGACUAUAAAGUCCAGUUUCCACCCUUGACAAACAUGAUUGGAAUUUAGUGGCUACUACAGGUUAUGUCCCUUCUAUAUCCCUCAUAUUGACCAGUCAGAUUCCACCUCUCAUAUCAUUUGCAUUUACUUUAAAUAAAAUGGCAGCACCAAGUCAAGACUAUAUGAUUGAUAAUCAAGAUCUAUAUGGUAAUAUAUACAGGUCUAACCUUUCUAAGUGCAUCAAAUCGGUUGCGCAUCUUGAUUAAAAACAUGUAAAGAUUUGGAGAAUAUCUUGUCGACGCCCAGUUGACUGCACACAUGUUCUGCAAAUCCUGCAAUCAACCGAAAUCUGCACGGCAGUAGCCAUGUUGUUUACGAACCGGAUGUUGAUUUCGUUACGCGAUUUUGAUUGGACUUUGCAUUGACUCAUUAGUCCAGCCUAAAUAUAACUCCGGAGUUCCAGCCUAGUCCGGCAAGGGUGGAAACUGGACUUUUAUAGUCAUUUGAUUCCCCUGCGUCAGGAGGAUGGUGAACACAUACGGCUGUUGUAUGGUUUAGUUAUAAUUUUUAUCCAAUGAAUUAAGCUAAGACAGAGUUCAAGAGAGUGCUCAGAACAAUAUGCAAUCAGAAUACAACUCCAUAUACAUUUGGCGAAAAGUUGGCUUUUCCUGAAACACUGAAGGAAUAAAUUGAGGCAAAGUUAGUGUGUCAAGGGGGAGGCACGAGGGUAUAUUGAAUCAGCUACACCCAAUUGAUUUCACAAAAUAUGAAUGUCAAGUUAGCAUUAUAGCAGUGUUGUUUCUGCUAUUCUUUAAACAUGUUAAUUAGUCCAGUACUUUUUGUGAUGUGUCAGCAAAAUGUUUUGUUUUUUCAAGAUUUGAAUUUGUCUAUGAUAAAAUAGUUUCUACGGAUCCAUGAUCCAACAAACGUAAGUAAUGGCAUUAGCUUGAUUGACCAGUUUGAA
Haliotis rufescens (red abalone) is the source of this 2572-nucleotide messenger RNA. Its product is annotated as tissue alpha-L-fucosidase-like. The transcript is spliced from 8 exons. Gene Ontology annotation, cellular component: lysosome. Gene Ontology annotation, biological process: fucose metabolic process; glycoside catabolic process. Gene Ontology annotation, molecular function: alpha-L-fucosidase activity. The coding region runs from base 127 to 1509 and encodes 460 amino acids. The record is from RefSeq and is a predicted model, not a curated record. NCBI's taxonomy places the organism in Eukaryota, Metazoa, Mollusca, Gastropoda, Lepetellida, Haliotidae.